UAUUCCCACUCAACCUCAUUCCUCCACUGAAACCACCUCCUGUGCUCAUGGGACGCACAGUUCUCUGGAUCAGCGCUGAGGAGAAACACGCAGAGUUGUGACAAGUGUUGGAAGUUUUUGUUAAUGUUGAAUUUUCAUCGGACACAUAAUGAGAGGCUGAAGAAGUAACCUACUUCACUAAGAACAUAAUAAUUAAAAGCACAAUGGAUCAGGAGGACACAAUGGACUUUAAGGCCCUGAGGGCCAAGUUCCAGGACCAGGAACACCUCCUGAAACAACCCAGGAUCAAACCUGCUCUCACAGAGAAACCAAAGGUUGUCCCUCCUCCCCACAGCCCCCCUCACACCCUCCCUGCAGGAGCACACCCCUCCCUAAUCACCUAUAUUAACCAGAGCCUGGAAGGGAAGACAGUGAUGGCCCCCAGAGUGGUCUUCAAGGAUGAGAAGAAGAUGAGCAAAAGGCCUCUCAUCCAGGCCGACUCUAAGGGAAAAGACAAGAGUGAAGGGAAGCUGAAAAAAGGUAAAGACAAGACAAAAGGAAGCAAAGAGAAGCUUGUUGAGGAUUCAGCAGAUGAGAAGCAGAAGAAAGACAAAAGUAAAGACAAGAAGGAGAGCACUGCAGAGCUGGUGCAAGCCACGCCUCCACCUAAAUCCACCACAGCAAAGAAGAAGGGCCUCCUGGGUUUCAAGAUGUCAUCAAAAAGAGAUUCAUUCGAGGUCACGGCGGAUCCCAUCCUAGACGCCUCCAACUCAGACAUUACUGGACCAGCUCCACUUAUCCCAGUACCUUCUGACAUUAGUGAUGCGCCACCAGAGCCUGAAAUCUCUGCACUAAAAGCCCUCCUAUCAGACAUCCCCACCUUGCCUGACUCCAGUGCUGCAGAGGAAAUUCCCGCGCCCUUCACUAUCCCUGCCCCUCCUGACUUCACUCCACCUCCUGCCUUUAUUCCUGAUACCCCUAAAGUCCCAACAGAGAGUGUAACACCACCUGAGAUAGAAACUCCUGCCCUGCCCAUUUCCAGGCCUGCCAGCCAAAAUGAGAUCAUCCCAAUCCCACCCAGCGCUGUCCCAACUCCUCCGCCCAGUCGUGCCAUCUCAGUUCCCCCUCCAGUGGCCUCCGCUCCCUCUCCAUCACCUCCUUAUCCUGAGAUUGCAGCUGAGGCUGGUAUAGAGGCUGUACACAUAGCUGCAGUGGAGACGCCCCCUCCUCCAGUCAUAGACCUUCCAUCCAUUUCAUCAUCUCUCAAAGCUGAGCAUCCUGUCUCAGCCCUCUCAGCCCUGGAGAGGGCGGGGGACAAGAAAAGGAUUUCGAUUGACCAGAGAAUCUUCAAUGCUCUGGAGAAGGCACGUAAGAAGGCCACCAGCCUGCAGGCAAAACCCACCACAUCCUACUCCACCACUCCACCUCUAGAAGAGAUUGCCCCACCUCAGAGUCCUACCUGCUCUCUCCCAGAGCUGCCGCCUAUUGAUUAUGAGGACCGGGCAGGGAAAACCCUCUCACCGAAACCAGCACAAGUUAACAGCUUUGGCCACCGGCAAGCCUCUCCAGUGUUGGAGGGUAUCGCUGAGGAGCGACCUAUCCCAGAGCUCCUGGUGGUUCCACCUCCUCCACCCAGGAAGGUCCUCCCUGACCUUGAGUCUGUGGGUCCUGCAUCUGUCAACAUGAGUGAAUUCACCCCUCCUCCUUCUGAGCAAUGUUAUGCUACACAGAUCCCUGUUCCUCCUGAAUUCUCCAAGACUGACACAACAGAGUUUGACGAUGUGGCUUCAGAUGCUUAUUCUCCAGAGCUGCAGGCGUCAGAGUGGGGGAAUGAGGAGAACACGAGUCCAGAUGCAAAGAACCUGCCAGAGUUUUACAGUAACGGGAUAACUACUCCAGCUGAGGUCGAUGCAGCACCAGCAUUUGGAGACCAAGACAAUCCACUACUUGAAUCCUCCAUUCCUACCGCUCAGGAAUCUCCACCACCAGCAGGCCUCCGAGAUGACGUCAACAACGGUGUUUACAAGAGUACAGAAAAUGUCUACGAGGACAUGCCCACGUCUGCCACCAAAAAGAAAGAGAAAACUGAAAGUGGCAAGAAACGCAAAGGACCACCAAAGAAUCCAUAUGCUGAGGCAGCACAGGAAAAAAAUGAAGAGAAAACCAAGACGGGCAGAUUUGGAAAGAGCGACAAAAAAGCUGCUGCAGACAGGCCGGAUGAGAAGGAGCUGAAAAAGAAAGAGAAGCAGCGCCUGGAAAAGGAGAAGAGGGAGCUAAAGGAGAAACAAGAAAGGGAAAAGAAAGAGCAGAAAGAAAGGGAAAAGAAGGAAAACGAGAUGAAGAAGAAAUUCAAAAUCACAGGACAGGAGAAUGCCAUGUACCGGGCAAAAGUAACCGUAACGACCAAGGGACGUAAGAAUGAUCUGCCCGUCAAGAGCGGUGACAACAUCAGCAUCAUCCGAACAACCAACUGUCCCAAAGGCAAAUGGCUGGCCAGGGACAGCAGCAACAACUAUGGGUAUGUUGCAGUGGACCACGUGGAGCUGGACAUCAAGGAGAUGUUGGAGCUGGGGAAGAAGGCUACAAACAACCGCAACAGCAAUGUUUUCGAGGCAGAGGCUAUCAGCACGAGGAUCAGGGACUCGGAGCACUAUCCACCGUCAGAAGAAAGUUUCACAGAUGAUAGUGAGGAGUGGACCGUAGACGACGACGAACCUCUCUCCCCCCUCCCUGACACUGCAAAUCCACUGGCUCCAAUGGGUCACACCAGGACAUUCUCAAUGCCAGACAUGGGAAAUAAAGAUCUUAGUAUAAACCAUCAGCACAGUCGCAGUGAUAUCUACACAGAUGGCUCCUACGUGCAAACAAAAAAUGAAGCACUUCAGAAGUUGUCCACAUUUUUCCAUUCACCCAAACCUGUGGAGCCAGCAGCCAGCACUGAACCAGAGACAAGUCCUGUGCUUGUGAAUGAAGAAUCAGUUCACCCGCCUGAAGCGAGCUCAACACAGGAAGUAGCUUUUGAUCAAACAGAUAUGAUCAUUUUACCUCCUCCUGACCUGUAUGCUGACCUGACCAUGGAGUAAUUAUCAUAAAACAAGCAGAACAGGAUUUGCCCUCUGUUAUUUUUCAAGCUGUGACCUGUGCCAGUCACCUAAUACUGUGACGGCAACUUCAUGUUCUGCAUUGUGACCUUAUUUACGUGGCGACUGUGUGUGUGGAUCAGUAUGAUGAUUUACAAGAGGAGCAAGAUAAGUGGAUUUUCUCCACAAGCGAUACACCAUCUCAGCAACCAGAACUUUUUUUGUGAAGCACUCUGUUAAACCAGUGAGGGACAGUUUGCCUGGUGGCUCUGAGUGACUUUGAACCUUGGACCAAGGACUGCUGAUCCCAGGAAAGGACUUGCAAACUGUUUCAGACACACAGACGCUUUCUGGGUACUGUGACCUUGGAGGUUCUUACAAGGAAAAUUACAUAAUUUCCAUGCAAAUACCAGAAAUAUAGAUUUUUCUCACACCAGGUAUUUUUCCAGUUGAGACACCACCUUGAGGAUCUUGGUCUACAUGCAGCAGUUUCAAGGGUUGGAUGAAAUGAAUGUCCUACACACUUGUUACCAGUUUACAGUGUUGGUAGCAAAUGAAUAAAUAGCAAUAUAUCUAAUAAACUUCAAAUGAACAAAGAUUUAAUCAAUUUUUAGGUUUGGUCAUCAGCAAUAAUUAAAAAGUCUCUGUGUGGCCACCUGAACCCCACAAGGGAUAUAUUUUCAUUCAUUUCAUGCUCUGUCCUCUUCUACAUGUGCAUCUAUAGGACUGAUUAACAUUGUUUUCAUGGCCAACUCUAAACAUUUACUUGAUAUUGGUCAGUUUUUUGUAUUAUUGUGCCUUUUUUGUACAUGAGCAUUUUUUUCUACUUUUAUUUACCCUGAUUAUUUUGUUAAAAAUAAUUACAGAUUAUGGAAGUGCUUAUGUAACUACUCAUGUCAUAGUAUUUAUAUGCUGAAAGUUUUAAACACAUAUAAUAUAAAAAAGGUUUCUGCUAGUA
Molecule: messenger RNA, 4017 nt
Organism: Micropterus salmoides (largemouth bass)
Lineage: Eukaryota; Metazoa; Chordata; Actinopteri; Centrarchiformes; Centrarchidae
Product: FYN-binding protein 1
Exons: 20
Coding region: 204-3062 (952 amino acids)
Biological process (GO): T cell receptor signaling pathway; protein localization to plasma membrane; integrin-mediated signaling pathway
Cellular component (GO): plasma membrane
Molecular function (GO): protein binding
Source: RefSeq, a predicted model, not a curated record